AUGUGUCAUUCCGAAGUGCGUCUUGACUCAUUGACAAUGCACGAGUCUCUUCGGCACCGAUUGGUGUACUUCAUUGCGCUCGACCCUGAGGGCACGCACAAGGACCGUCGCAUACAGGAGCUUGAAAUUACGUUUGCUCAAGUGCUGGAACGCUGGUCACGUAAAAUGUUUACGGGAUAUCUUCUUCGUAUCACAACAAAUUGCCGGAGCACUGGUUAUUUAAGUGUGUUGGUCGCAUGA
This is a messenger RNA of Plasmopara halstedii, 240 nucleotides long. RefSeq lists its product as uncharacterized. Lineage: Eukaryota; Oomycota; Peronosporomycetes; Peronosporales; Peronosporaceae. The transcript has 2 exons. The record is from RefSeq and is a predicted model, not a curated record. The coding region runs from base 1 to 240 and encodes 79 amino acids.